CCGUUAGCAGGCUCUUAAACAUCAGAAGUUGGAAAUGUGGUUAAGGAGCAUUCUAGUGUUUUUUGCUUUAAUUUAUGGUGGGAGAUCCGAGGACUGGACAAAGAUGGCUAAAGAUGAACUUGACAACGCCCUCAAAAUCAAACCUAACACAGGAUUUGCCAAAAAUGUUAUCGUGUUCAUAGGGGAUGGAUUGGGUAUUUCCACAAUUAAUGCUGCCCGGAUUUAUAAAGGUCAGAAGCAAGGUAACCCGGGGGAAGAGACUGUCUUAGAGUGGGAAAAAUUUCCAAACGCCGCCUUUUCCAAGAUAUAUGGAUCUGAUAAACAAGUUCCAGAUUCAGCCCAAACGGCAACGGCUAUUUUAGGAGGAGUCAAGGUCAAUUAUAAGACGGUUGGGGUCACGGACAGUAUCAAGGGUCAAGACUGUGCGAAAUUAGUAGAAUUAGGGGAUUCUGCCAAAGUAAAAUCUGUCAUAAGAAAAGCCCAGGAUGAUGGUAAGUCUACAGGAGUCGUGACCACGGCGCGGAUCACACAUGCCACUCCGGCCUCCACCUAUGCGCACUCGGCCCACAGGAAUUGGGAGUCGGACGCCGACCUCACCCAGGAGGCGAAUGGAGUAUGCCGUGACAUCGCCUACCAGCUAGUGCACAGCAACAACGACAUACAGGUAUAUCUUGGAGGAGGGCGGAGAGCGUUUUAUCCCAAAAACUUUUCUGACCCGGAAACAGGGGCUACUAAUGUAAAUAAAAGACUGGAUAACAGGAACUUGGUUGAAGAAUGGCAAGCGAUACAGACUGCGCAGAACCGGAAGCAUAAAUAUGUCUGGAAGAAAGACGAUUUCGAUAGCAUCGACGAGAAAGAUGUUGAUUAUGUUCUGGGGUUGUUUAGUCCAUCGCAUAUGGCCUACGAAAUCGAGCGGAAUAAUUCUGGACAUGGCGAACCUUCUUUGACGGAAAUGACAUCAAAAGCCAUUAAAAUUCUUCAGAAAAAUAAAAAAGGAUUCGUCUUGCUUGCUGAAGGCGCAAAAAUAGAUAUAGCUCACCACGACAGUCUCGCAAAGAUAGCGUUAGAAGACACUCUUGAGUUCGAGAGAGCAGUGAAAGAAGCCGUUUCUUUGACCAAUCCACAGGAAACUCUUAUCAUUGUAACUGCAGACCAUUCUCAUGCCUUUUCAUUGGCUGGUUACACUAAACGAGGAAAUGACGUCUUAGGCUUGGUGGAUGAUGAAGCUGUUGAGAUAGAACCUCCUUUGGACAAAAAACCUUACACAGCUCUUGUAUACGGCAAUGGUCCGGGCUGGAAUGAAGACAGACAAAACCUAACAGGAGUUGCUACAGAUGCUAAUAACUACGUCCAACAGUCUGCUGUACCGCUGGCAUACGAGACUCACAGCGCGGAGGAUGUCGGGAUAUUUGCUCAGGGUCCCAUGUCACAUCUUCUUCAUGGCGUUCAUGAGCAGCAUUACAUUGCCCACGUGAUUCAGUAUGCUUCAUGUAUUGGUGAUUACAGAGACAGUUGUGAUAAAGAAUCCAGACUCACUAGUGAUUCCAAAUCCCUGGGCCCCACUCUAUUUCUUUUGUUCCUUUCUUCUUGUAUUCAAAUUUUCUUCUAACGUACAUUAUAAUCAGCAAAGUUUUAUCAUAUAAACUUCAUGCAUGUAUUUUGAAUCAAAGCUUAGAAUUCCACUAAUAAAAACAAAAAACCUAUAGUCCCCUCCGGUUUCACCGGUAGGGGACUAAUAAAAUAGAUUUUUGAUAAAAUCUCAAAAAAAACAUGCACGAAAGUCUUAUGAUGAGAGAUACAAUAUAAUGGCUUAAAUCUGGAUCUUUAAUAAAUACUGAAUUGUCACAUUUAAGGAUAUGUACAUGUAUAUACAUGAUAAAAAUAUGUGUAUAUUCCUCAGAACUUUGCUCUGAGCUAAUGAGUAGGCUCUGGUUUAAAGCAGAAUUGAUGAUGGAGGACCCCGCUGUCAAAGGAAAUGUAACUUUGUACUUGAUACAUGUGCUUUAUUAUUAGUCCCCUACCGGUGAAACCGGAGGGGACUAUAGGUUUCCUCUGAGUCUGUCCGUCCGUCUGUCUGUCUGUCUGUCUGUCAGUCUGUCCCACUUGGUUUUCCGCACUUUUCUUCUAAACGCUUGCAGAUAUUGAGCUGAUUUUUGGUAUGUAAGAGUAUCUUGAUGAGUUACAGAUCAAGUUUGCAUUUCGUUCCGCUUCAUUGAUUUUUGACGGAAUUACGGCCUUUUCAAUUUCUAGGGGUUUUCCGCAAUUUUCUUCUAAACGCUUUCAGAUAUUGAGCUGAUUUUUGGUAUGUGACUUUACCUUGAUUAGUUAUAGAUCAAGUUUGCAUUUCGUCCCGCUUCAUUGAUUUUUGACGGAAUUAUGGCAUUUUCAAUUUUUAACGGGAACCAGAUUACACUUGCCGGUACGGGACUAGUAUUGCUAAUGCAAUACUCUGAGAAUGCUUGUUACUAGUAUAUCUUUAAUUUCACUAUAAAUCAUUAUAUUUUGCCGAUUCCAAAUAAUAUCGUCGUAAAAAAAAAGAUUCUCUGUAAAAAGGUGUGCCUGUUUGGAUACACAUCUAUUCGGAGCAUCGAAUAACUCUUAAGAAAUUGCUGAUAUGAUCUUGAAAAUCCAUUAUUGUCUGUAUCGGUUAUCGGUGAGAUUCAAGUUCCCCGCAAAUAUGUCUACGGUAUUUCCCGAGACGAAGCGGGGAGGGGAGAAUAGGCUUGCUCGCGGGGAAUUGGAAUCUUGCUGAUUCCCUCACUCAUAUACUUUAUCUGUGUAUUAUUAGUCCCCUACCGGUGAAACCGGAGGGGACUAUAGGUUUCCUCUGAGUCUGUCCGUCCGUCUGUCUGUCUGUCUGUCCCUCUGUCAGUCUGUCCCACUUGGUUUUCCGCACUUUAUUCCUAAACGCUUGCAGAUAUUGAGCUGAUUUUUGGUAUGUGAGUGUAUCUUGAUGAGUUACAGAUCAAGUUUGCAUUUCGUUCCGCUUCAUUGAUUUUUGACGGAAUUACGGCCUUUUCAAUUUUUACGGGUUUUCCGCAAUUUUCUUCUAAACGCUUGUAGAUAUUGAGCUGAUUUUUGGUAUGUGGCUUUACCUUGAUUAGUCAUAGAUCAAGUUUGCAUUUCGUCCCGCUUCAUUAAUUUUUGACGGAAUUAUGGCAUUUUCAAUUCUUAACGGGAACAGAACCAGAUUACACUUGCCGGUAGGGGACUAGUAUUGCUCAUGCAAUACUCUCAGAAUGCUUGUUUAAUUUUAAAAAUUACUAAGGAAGGUACCAUGGAACAAUCACUCAUGAAUGUGUCAGAAUUACGAAUACAUGUACAUUUAAAAAAAUCUUUUCCAUCUGUUUUCAAACAAAGGUUUUUGAAAUUUCAUAUCAAUAAUAAUUGAGGAAUAAAAAUUGCUUCUUGUAUAUCGUAUAGAUUUAACAACAUUAUUUUUAAAUUAAAAAAUGUACAUUUAG
Molecule: messenger RNA, 3464 nt
Organism: Saccostrea echinata
Lineage: Eukaryota; Metazoa; Mollusca; Bivalvia; Ostreida; Ostreidae
Product: alkaline phosphatase, tissue-nonspecific isozyme-like
Exons: 9
Coding region: 35-1609 (524 amino acids)
Biological process (GO): dephosphorylation
Molecular function (GO): alkaline phosphatase activity
Source: RefSeq, a predicted model, not a curated record